UCCUUUCCUCUGGAGUACUAGGUGAGGAAUGUUGCAGAGCUGUUAAACUAGUAAGCAAUUAAUUGCUUCUUGGAAAGAGACCUUAUCUCUUUCUUCUCUCUCCCAGUGAGAAAAAUGUGGCUGAAGUUUCUUUUGACUAUUCUUCUCCUGCAUGUAACAGCUGCAAAGGAACCCGAGCUGCAAUAUGUCCUGAUGGUGCCUGCUGUCCUCCAAACUGACUCUCCAGGUCAGAUUUGCCUGCAGUUCCUUAACCUCAAUGAGACAGUAUCUGCCAGAGUCAUCCUAGAAUAUGGUGCUGUUAACACCACUAUUUUUGAGAAAACCAUGACACCAAGCAGCGGUCUACAGUGCUUCAACUUCACGAUUCCUCCUGUCAGUUCCACCCCAUUGGCUUUCAUUUCUUUCUCUGCGAAGGGGGGCAACACAGUCAGCCUACAAGAGCAGCGGUCGGUGAUGAUCUGGAAAACAGAGAGCAUUGUCUUUGUGGAGACAGACAAGCCCAUCUACAAACCAGGACAGAGUGUGAUGUUUCGUGUUAUUGCCCUGGAUUUCAAUUUUAAACCUGUCCAGGAGAUGUACCCCUUGAUUGCAAUUCAGGAUCCACAGGGUAACAGGAUCUUUCAGUGGCAAAAUGUGACAUCAGAGAUGAACAUUAUCCAAAUUGAAUUCCCACUAACUGAAGAGCCUAUCCUGGGGAUCUACAAAAUCAUUGUAGCAAAGAAGUCAGGAGAUAAAACAGAUCACUCAUUCCUUGUGGAGGAAUAUGUGUUGCCAAAAUUUGAUGUCACAGUCACUGCACCAGAAAGCCUGACAAUCCUGGAUUCAGAGUUCACAGUGAAAGUCUGCGGAGUGUACACCUAUGGCCAGCCUGUUGAAGGGAAAGUCCAGCUCAGCGUGUGCAGGGAUUUUGAUUCAUAUGGGAGAUGCAAGAAAAACCCAGUUUGUCAAUCAUUUACAAAAAAUCUGGAGAUAGGAGGCUGCCUCUCCCAGGUUUUCAGCUCCAGCAUCUUUGAGCUAAAUCGCGUUGGUUACAAGAGGUUUCUUGAUGUGAAAGCCAUUGUCACAGAGAAAGGAACAGGCCUGCAACUUACAUCUACUCAGUCUAUUUUCAUAACUCGGGUGAUGGGCAGUAUACAGUUUGAGAACAUAGAUCACCAUUACAGAAGAGGAAUUCCUCUCUUUGGACAGAUGAAGCUGAUAGACAAAAACAACUCUCCUAUUUCCAAUGAAGUUAUUCAGCUAUUUGUCAACAACAAGAACACAGACAACUUCACCACCGAUGAAAAUGGUGUUGCAGAGUUUAGCAUUGACACAUCUGAAAUGUUCGAUCCUGAGAUCAAUCUGAAAGCAACUUAUAAAACCAGUCACCAGUGCCACUCUGAAGGCUGGGUAGAGCCUUCCUACCACGACGCGUAUCUCUCCAUCCAGCGCUUCUACUCCUGGACUAGCAGUUUUGUGAGGAUUGAGCCUUUGUGGAAAGAUCUGAGAUGUGGGCAGGAGAGGAGGAUCACUGUGCACUACAUCUUGAACACAGAAGGAUACAAGAACAUCAACACCAUGAACUUCUAUUAUGUGGGCAUGGCAAAAGGCAAGAUUGUCCUUACAGGGGAAAUUAAAGUUAAUAUCCAAACUGACCAAAAUGGCACUUUCACCAUCCCACUUUUGGUCAAUGAGAAAAUGGCUCCAGCCCUUCGGUUGCUGGUAUAUACCUUACACCCUGCCAAGGAGCUGGUGGCAGACAGUGUCCGAUUUCCAGUAGAGAAAUGUUUCAAAAACAAGGUUCAGCUGAAAUUCUCUGAAAAGCAGGUGCGCUCAGCUUCCAACGUCAGUUUAGUCAUUGAAGCUGCUGCCAACUCCUUCUGUGCUGUGAAGGCAGUGGAUCAGAGCAUGCUGCUCCUGAAGUCUGAGAUGGAGCUGUCUGCAGAAACAAUAUACAACCUGCAUCCCCUGCAAGACUUUCAAGGCUACAUCUUUAAUGGACUUAAUCUAGAAGAUGACCCCCAAGAACCCUGUGUCUCUUCUGACAACAUCUUUCACAAAGGCUUGUAUUACACACCUGUAAUGUCUGGAUUAGGCCCAGAUGUAUACCAGUUCCUCAGGGAUAUGGGCAUUAAAUUUUUUACCAACUCAAAGGUUAGGCAACCAGUUGUGUGUAGCAGUGAGACUGUAAGACCUUCACCAUAUUUGUUGAAUGCAGGAUACAUGGCUUCCUCGCACCAUGUCAAAUCAUCAGCUGAUGAAGUGGCUAGAGAGGAGAGACUCAUCCUUGAGACUGUUCGUGAAUUCUUCCCUGAAACUUGGAUUUGGGAUAUAGUCUUAAUUAA
Apaloderma vittatum (bar-tailed trogon) is the source of this 2324-nucleotide messenger RNA. RefSeq names its product ovostatin-like. The annotation marks the transcript as partial. Gene Ontology annotation, molecular function: endopeptidase inhibitor activity. NCBI's taxonomy places the organism in Eukaryota, Metazoa, Chordata, Aves, Trogoniformes, Trogonidae. The record is from RefSeq and is a predicted model, not a curated record. The transcript has 18 exons.